CGAUUUUCGACCUUAGCAUUUGGUGCAAUGUAUUGAUUGAACACAAAAACUAGGGCAGACUAUUUACCAAAAAUGGACGACCGCACCGUGGACCUGAUCUUCACGGGGUCGCUGAAGCUGCUGCCGCCGGUCAGCUCCAAGAUCGUGAGGAUAUUCACCAGCAGCACCUUCACAGACACUGCGAUGGAACGAAACACUCUGAUGGCAAAGUGCUACCCGCGCAUCAAAGACUACUGCCGUGAGAAGCACGGCUUGGAGUUUCAGGUGGUGGACAUGCGUUGGGGUGUGCGCGACGAGGCCACAGACGAUCACAUGACGACGGAGCUGUGUAUGCGCGAGAUCAAGAACUGCCAGCGACUGUCCAUGGGUCCCAACUUUGUCGUGUUCCUUGGACAGAAGUAUGGAUACAGACCAAUACCAACAUACGUGUUGUCAUCGGAACUCCAAAUGCUUCGGGACGAACUGGCUGCGGGCGGCGUUGACGUGAUACUCCUGGACACGUGGUAUAAGAAGGACUCCAAUGCGGUGCCUCCCGUGUCCGUUCUGCAGCCGAUCUCCUCCAUCCUCGUGAAUUUUAACAAUAAGAGGGUGCCAAAGCUCCAGGCGGAGGACCAGGCGAUCUGGUGGGACACGCUGGGCAAGAUGCAGAAGCUGUUCAGGAAAGCCUCCUCCCAGCUCUACAACGCCGGCAAGAUUGACAAAGAUACCAUGCACAAUUAUUUUAUGUCCGUAACUGAACGAGAAGUAAUCAACGGGGUGCUCAACGUGAAAAACACCAAAAACCACUGCCUGGCCUACGUCAGAUACAUCAACAACAUCAACCUUCAAAACCUGAAGAAGGCUGGCAACUACGUGGAUAUUCUAAACAGGAGUUUGGACACGGAGGCUUCUAAGCUGCUGGCGGAUUUACGAGAUGUGAGGCUACCGGAUAAAAUUGAGACGACUAACAUACAGAAAUACACAGUGGAAUGGAUCGGGCGCGAGGGUCUGGACAACGAGACGCACGGCGAGUACCUCAACCACUUCAUAUCGCACUUCUACAAGAAUAUCAUCAAGCUGGUCGAUAGGGCGAUGCGCAAAGAGGACAGCAGCGCCCAGGGUCAGAUAGUGACGGAGAUCCUGCAGCACCUGCACGCCUGCAACAACUCCGUCAAGGUGUUCCACGGGAGAGAGGGGGAUUUGGAGUUCAUUGGCAACUACAUGACCAACAGCUCAGAUAAGCCGCUAGUGUUGUAUGGAGAAGGUGGUUGUGGCAAAACGAGUCUCCUGGCGAAGAGUUCCGCGAUGUCUUUGGACACGUGGUUCGCGGAUGUUAAGCCCACCAACAUCAUUCGGUUCCUGGGCACCACCCCCGACUCCAGCGCCUUGACGCCGACACUGAUUUCUAUAUGCCAGCAGAUAUCCUACAACUUCGCGCUGCCCUUUGAGAGCAUCCCUGACGAUCUGGUGCCGCUGACAGCUCACUUCAAGCAGAUGCUGACGAUGGCCAGCCAGCAGCAGCCGCUGCUACUGUUCCUGGACUCCGUGGACCAGCUUACUGGGAUCGGUACAGAGAACAAUAAAGUGUCAUGGCUGCCGACGAGGCUGCCACCGCAUUGUAAGAUCAUAGUAACAUGCGCAUGCGAAGAAGCCAACCCCGAGGUAUCCAAGGAGUAUGACGUUCUUCGUCGUAUGAUUGACUCUGAAGACAACUUUUUGGAAGUCAAAGCGCUGGGAGAGGACUUGGCUAUGCAGGUUUUGAAAUUAUGGAUGGCAGCGGCCGCAAGAGAUCUCUCUAACUACCAGUGGCGGCUUGUGUCUAACGCUAUAGGCCAGUGCUCUCUGCCUAUAUUCGUCAAGUUGGUCUUCGCUGAGGUGUGCAGAUGGAGGAGUUACACCAAGCCUCAAGACACCCACCUGGCCUCCACUGUCAUGGACUCCAUCAUGAUGCUGUUCGAGAGGAUCGAGAAACAGCAUGGUCGUCUGCUAGUAUUCCACGCGUUGGCCUACAUCACAGCUGCUCGGAGUGGUCUUUCCGAGACGGAACUAGAAGAUCUUAUCUCUUUGGACGACAAAGUACUCGACGACGUGUACCAGUACCAUCUACCGCCGGUCAGGAGGAUACCACCUUUGCUGUGGACUCGUAUCCGCAACGACCUCCCCAACUACCUCUCGGAGCGCGAAGCUGACGGCGUGUCGGUGAUGAACUGGUACCAUCGCCAGUUCCGCGACACGGCGCGCGAGAGAUACUUCAAGAACAUGAACAUGGCCAUGUACUUCCACUCCAUGAUCGCUGAUUACUACUUAGGUAUUUGGGGUGGAGGAACACCAAAACCAUUCAAAUACACAGAAAUACAGAGGCAUAGGUUCAACUUAGCGGACAAGGAGGGUGUAGCUGAUCGCAAAGUACCGCUACAGCCUUUAGUGUUUACAUCAGCUGAUGGUGCUAGCAAGCGGUAUAAUUUACGAAAGUUUGGUGAGCUCCCUUUCCAUCUAGUUAGAUCACGCCGACUGACAGAUCUAUAUGCCCAAGUACUAUUCAACUAUGAAUGGUUACAUGCCAAGCUAAGUUGCUGUCCUCUGCAGGCUGAGCUAGCCGACUUUGAAGAUGCAAAACAGCAUGUCAAUAAAGAUGCUGUGAGAGAACUAAUGCUGGUAGCAGACGCAUUGCGUCUAGGUGGAGCUAUUUUAGUCGCCUAUCCAAACAUGCUCGCUCCACAACUGGUGGGCAGGCUAUUACCAGAAGCACCCAACAAUCCAGCAGUAGCGUCAUUGCUACAGCAGUGUCAUGACAAAGGGAAGAAUCACUGCGCUUUGUUACCUUCUCAUCAUUGCUUGCAUACCCCUGGUGGACCUCUUAAGUAUUCUCUGGAAGGCCAUCAAUUCGCCGUGUUCGCAUUUCGGCUGAGUUCUGACAAGCGUUACGUUGUCUCCAUAUCCAGUAGGGUCAUAUCCUGGGACCUCUCUACCUCUGACCUCGCCCGUGACCUCUGUCCCCAAUUGGAGGGUAUAAUGCAGAACUUGGAACUAUCUCCAGAUAACAAAUGGGCUGCAGCGUCUACCAACAAUUCCGUUUCAAUACUGCUGAAUAUGCUAACUAGUGAAUACGUAACAAUAGAGAAUCCUUUGGAUGAAGGCGAAACAGUUCGUGGUGUAAGCGUGUUAAACCACCACAUGUUCAUAUACGGGCCGCGCUCGUGGGUCCAGUACACCAUGCGAGGGGAGCUGGAGAACACCACACCCGCACCUGGCGCCGCCCCAUAUGAUGACGUUAGCUGGGAUAUACUGUCGAUCGAAUUCCGUGACCUGGAGAACAUAUUCCUGGUGAUGUGGAGCGGUGACCUUGAUGAUGAUCGUCUGCUGGUCCAGUUCUGUAAAGCCGGUUCCUGGGUCAGACCGCUGCGAUGCCGUGGCGCAGUCGCCAUCAGCAAAUAUUGGAACAAGAUCUACACCAGUGACCCAGAUAGAGGAUAUCAGAUUUCUAUAUUUCAACUAAACGAAGAAGAAUUAGUAUGGGAUAAAAUAGAAGAGCUCCAUCAUUGUGAGACCGACACUGCUGAGGCGAUGCUUCAGCUGAAAAGAGGAAAGAAAGAUCGCAUGCUUUUAGCUACAACCACGUAUAGCUUCGUCGUUUGGGACUUCGAUAAUGCCAUCCCAAGGGGUGGACAUAAUGUUAAACAAACAGAUGAAGAAGACAAAGAAGAAAAUGAGGAGGAAGAAAAAUUGGAUUCGCUCCAGGAAAAGAAUCAGCACUUGGAAGGAAUAGUUCUGAAACUUCCUCAUACCAUACGCAAUAUAUCAACCAAGAUGACUCAAUCAAAUUCUUUCAUGAUUAGCAAUAAUAACACUUAUGCUGUAGCAGGUGUAAGGAAAAAUCUUUACGUGUGGAGUUUAGAGACGACGAAACUUAUCAAAGUGUUGGAUGCACAUUUCGGGAGGAUAGUGCAGUUGGAACCGUUAACUGUUGGGGCUUGGAACAAUGUUAUCACGUCGUCAAUAGACAGGACCGUGAAGAUCUGGAAUAUUGAUAAUAUAUUUGAACAGGUUCAUAAGAUCGAUCGCCAGGAGCUUCCCAUUGAUUCGAUUAGUCUUGCAAGAGAUCAACAACUAGCAGUGACAGUGACUCGUAGUUGCUGGGGUCUUUGGGACACCAGCACUGGCAAACUCUUAGCCCAAGUGGCUGAUGCACCAGUAGGCGCCAUAGUCACUCAUGCUGUUAUCACACCAAAUGGAGAAAACGUCAUCACUGCAGAGUCAGGAAAUGUAGUUAUAUGGGAUACUCCUGAAAGACAGGCAGUUUUCAAAGAAGAACAAAAAGGCGUAAAGCAAAUUUUACUAUUAGAAGAUGGCACUAAAUUGAUAACAAUUUCUAUGAUAGUUGGAGCUGAUAAUGUUGAUAAUUUGGCAGUAGCACAUAUCAUUGCUAGGACAAUACCUGAAGGAGAAAGAAUCUACACCAUAGACUAUGAAGUGAGAGGGACUGGAUAUCGGGCAGCAGUAGUUUCUGCCGAUGAGCAUCAUCUAGUUGCUCCAGGAGUAGAUAAGUCUUCGAGAGAUUGUCUUCAUGUCUUCCACGCUAGAACCGGAGCUAAAUUACAUAGGAUACCAGUAAAAAAUAGUGGCAUAAAGGACAUGCAGUCGAUUGUAGCGUUACCACACAAGCCGCAUUGGGUAGCCGUUGUUGGCAACGAUAAGGCUGGCAUACUGGAUAUCAAAACAAAGAGACACGUCAGAUUCGUCCCGCGUUGGAAUGGUGCUUGUACCAAAGACGGAAAGAUUGGACUUUGUGCCCCAACUCGUGGAGGUCUUGAUCUCAUUGAGCUGAAGCGAGGCACGUCAGUCCAGCAGCUCAUUUCCAGGGCGGCUGAGGGUGUCUUCUCCAUCAUAACCAUGUUCAGCUCCACUGACCAUUACGUUUUCUAUUACCAUAGUGGGAGGAAGACUUUGAGGGUUUUCAGAACGAUCGAUGGAAGACCAAUAGCAGAAUACAGAGCACCAGCAGAAGUGACUGGAGUAGCCAGCGCUCAUGGUGGUAAAGCAGUUGCCUUAGCUUCCCAAGACGGAUGCCUUACCGUACUAAAUAUAGUAGACCCGUAUGAGUAGAUAUUGUCACCUUAUAGUUCUAUUAGUGUAAUUGGUAUUUGUAGCUGCUACUUCGACGGUUUUUGUCAAGGCUAUGUAUAUUUUGAUAUUGGAAGGUAUUUUUUUGGUUUAGGAAUUGAUAAAAUCCGUAAAAGUAGUUUGUAAUCUAGUCAUAUUAGGAAGAUACUUAUUUGAAUUACUGUUAUGUAGUUGAAUGUAAUAUGUAAUAAAUUAAUGU
Aricia agestis (brown argus) is the source of this 5299-nucleotide messenger RNA. Its product is annotated as NACHT and WD repeat domain-containing protein 2. Gene Ontology annotation, molecular function: protein binding. Bases 73 to 5082 code for a protein of 1669 amino acids. The record is from RefSeq and is a predicted model, not a curated record. Lineage: Eukaryota; Metazoa; Arthropoda; Insecta; Lepidoptera; Lycaenidae. The transcript has 33 exons.